CGCUUGUCUGUGAAAGAGGAAAAGUGAGAACACACACACUCGACCAUGCGCCAGUACUGCAAAUCCUGUCGGUCCUAUGAAAAUGCAAAUGCUUUUCCCCGAGCCUUUCUUCCGUACUGAAUGGCUCAUGUGCAGAGCUGGCUGGGGAUUUGAAUUUUCAAAUUAUUGCUUGAUGAAAGGAAAAGUUUAAGACGUCUGCGACCAUUUUGUGUAAUCAUAUCGCCCGGAGUCAGUAUAUGAUCUGAUUCCAAGUCCAUCGAGUCCCGUCAGUCGCUUCUACUGUUAUUGAUGAGUUUGAAGUGUAUUGGCACAGACUGACCGUCGACCAUCUUUCGUCGGUCUGCUGGAGAAUGCUUUCUUAGCAUCAAGAUGGUUGGAUUUUAACGAUGGGAUAAGUCAUCUGGAAUUCGAUUAUUUUAUUCAUGAGAGAUUCUGGCCGAACUAGCCCAUUAUUAGCGGCGGCGGAAUAAACUGUUGGUUAAUCCCGAUGUUUGCUGUUGAUCGCGUCGUUAUAUGCAUUAGUGGAUAUUUAGCGGAUUAAUACAAAUUUCAAGCGUUGCUCACUUACAGCGAACGUCCACGAACUAGCGAGUGUUUCUUAUUACUAAAGGUGGUUGUGAUUUUGAACGGCAGAGAAUGCGGAAUUGAACGGAUGGCAUGAUUGCUUGUCGUAUGGAAAUUAUGACCGAAUUACAGUACCAGCGUAAAAACGUGCCGUUUGUUUUGCAAUUCGCUGCGAGUUAUUGCUAACCUAUUCGUACCUGUUUUUGUGAUCAGUGAAUCACUGUUCCACACCGAUUAUUUACCAGACACUCCUAUUAACAUCAGUCAGAGUUACGCGGCUGUUUUUUUGUCUUACUACGGCGUGUGCGUUAUGAGAUUUUUUUGCUCUUUAAUCCGCUGGUUUUGAUUUUUAUUUUGUUGUAUUUGAGCGUUUUUUCAUUGAUAAUUGGAACGAAUAACUGGGACGCUGUAAUGAUGGUUGUUCUUAGUUGAUUAUUCAUUAUGCACCAUAUUGUUCGUAUUCACAACAACGAGAGGCGGCUGUUUUUCGGGAUUAUCCAAACCUUUGUGAUUGUGUACCUCGUGGUCUGCGAUGCGGUGGAUGGUAAUGAGCAAUGCACUGCUCCGCGUUUCUCCGUCCAGCCGCAUCUCGCGGCGCCCGCUUGGGACUCACUUGCAGCGGGAUCAAGGGUGAUUCUAACAUGCAGCGCCACCGGCACUCCACCUCCAAAAUAUCGCUGGCUUAAGGACAACAUUACACUCAAUAUUAAUGAAGUCCUCGACAGUCCAGACUGGAUUGUGCAUCCAGUGUCCAGCGAAGAUAAUGGACUGUAUCGCUGCACGGCAGAAAAUCCCUGUGGCUCGGUGGUCAGCUCGGCCUUUCAUCUGGCGCUGCCACAUAUGUCACAAUUUGAUCCAGUAAUCGAAGCCACUCGCACUGUCAAUCGAGGCGAAGCGGUCAUUCUGCAACCGCCGGCUAUUAAUAGCAUACCUCCGGCCAUGUUCUCCUGGACGGGGGAUGGGGUGCCGAUUAGUCCAAGCGGAAAUCAUCGGAAAUAUGUGGUGACGCUGAACAACGCAUUGGUGAUAUUGGAUGCAGAUGUCGGUGAUUCCAAGCAUUACCGGCUGGAAGCGGUAAACAGGCAACUGAAUCAGACGAAAACGAGUGAUCCCAUCGGAAUUGUUGUAAAUGAUGUCCCGGUGUCUGUGGAUAGCGGCCCGCGUUUUGUUAUCCGGCCGAGCGAUGUGACCGGCAAACUGGGUGAUGCUCAAGCGGUUUUUGAAUGCAUAGUCAAUGCGAGGCCAUUGCCCGCGCUGCGUGUGCUGUGGCGGAGGCAGGAUGGGCAAUCACUGCAGGCGGAUGGCAUCAAUUAUUUAAUUACAUCAAAUGGAUACCGAAUGACAAUUCUCAACCCGGGACCGGCGUUUGAGGGCGAAUACGAGUGUGUUGCGGAAAUGGAAGGAUUUGGAAAUAUAACUGCAGCCGCGCAUUUAUCCAUUGCUGCAAGCCCAAAGAUUGUGCAAGCUCCCGAUGUGGAAAUUCACGCAGAUCUUGGCCGCUCGCUUACCAUUCCGUGCGGGGCUCAUGGGAAACCGGCGCCAAGGGUGACGUGGUACAAGAAUGCACUGCAAAUUACGCCAGAUUCGAUGACGCCUCUCCAGCUAAACAGCAAAUUCAAUCUGCUGGAUAAUGGCAGUCUGGAAAUGGCUAAAAUUGAGGAUGGAGAUGGUGGUAUUUAUCAGUGCUUUGUCCGUAAUGCUGUGGGGGAAGAAUCGAGCAGCACAUUGCUGAGGAUUAAGCGCUCGAUUACUGUGGACACAACGAUUCCGGUUAUAACCGUGGUAGAAAAUCAGUCGGCUCAGUUGAAUUGUCCUGGCAUAAUGCCUGCAUCUAAAACGGAGGUAGCUUGGUAUUUCAAAGGAGCAGCUGUUGUAUCGUCGGGCUCGAAUUACGGACUAGAUGAAACCGGGAGUUUAUCAAUCCCAUUCGCUUCGAAAUCUAUGGAAGGGAAUUAUUUCUGUAUAUCUGGACGGUCGGAUUCCAUGACAAAUCGUUCGGUUACAUUGGUUGUUAUCGAACGGACGAGAAUUACGGAUCCUCCUAGAGAUACUAAGUUGAUUAUCGGCUCCAAAGUUGUCUUCCAUUGUGGAAUAAAUAAGAAUUCAAACACCACCUUGGACAUUCAGUGGUUGCAAGACGGCAAAUUACUGGAUCCUGCUACGCUAACUUCAAGGCGCCAAAUUUUGAAGAACGGGAAUUUAAUCAUCAACAGCGCUCGAAAUUCGGACAUCGGACUGUACACAUGUCGUGUCUAUAGUUCUGCAGGAAAUGAUUCCCAAUCGGCUCGACUGGAUGUCAUUGAACUACCUUAUGCUCCGCACGUCCGUGCCGAACUCAUUAACGGUACAAAAUCAGUUAACAUAUCAUGGCUGCCAGAUUUUGAUGGAAAUUCGCCAAUUACGCGAUUCAUCCUCCAGUACAAACAGUUUACCAGCUCAAGUGAUUCUGCCACCGCAUUAACUGACAUGGACUGGCAAACUUUGCUCAGCAAUUUUUCGGCAACAGAUCGAUUUUAUAUUGUCAAAGAUUUGCGACCGUCGGCUUCUUAUCAGUUUCGCGUUAGCGCUGUGAAUAAUGUGGGAGAAGGAGCUUCCAGUGCGCCCUCGCAGCCGAUCGAGUUACCACAAACACCUCCAUCAUCACCUCCAAAAGUGGCUGCGAGUCCCAGGAAUGCAACAGCCAUCAUGAUUCAGUGGCAGCCUCCCGCCGAGACCGACUGGAAUGGCCCCCUCCUCGGCUACACCAUCCGCUACAAACUGGCCGGCUACAGUGAGCUCUCGUGGACUGAAGUGGCCCUUAACGAAGAGGGACGGCGUAACUACAUGCUUGAGGAUCUGAUUCCCUGGAAGAUGUAUGAAAUCCAAAUGGCCGCCUGCAACAACAAAGGAACCGGUAUUUGGUCGGACAGUGUGCGUGUCAAAACGCAAGAAGGAGUGCCCGAGGCUGCUCCCACUGAUGUAGUGGCCACACCGCUUUCAUCGACAUCACUAUCGGUCAGCUGGAAACCACCUGAUCCGCAGCAUAUCAACGGCGUCAACCAAGGCUACCGCGUGGAAGUUUGGCUGCGCCCUGUCAACACAUCUGGUGGCGCUAUUAAGAAAAUUGAGGUGGCACCCAGUCCCUAUGAUCCGUCGGAAAGACUGUCCACUGUUGUGGAUAGUUUGGAUAAAUAUACAGCAUACAGUGUAACAGUUUUGUGCUUCACGGGGGCCGGAUCCGGUCCGAAAAGUAUCGCUGUUCCCGUGACCACCAUGGAAGAUACACCCGGCCCUGUGCAUAAUUUGCAUGUGUUCGAUAUUCGGGAUCGCUCCAUUAAACUGUCCUGGAAUAUACCGGAACAUCCCAACGGGAUUGUUACUGACUUCGUCAUCGAGUGCGGCCAAUUUGAAAUGGAAACCAAUGCCACGAUCAACGUUCAGAAGUUUCGGUUGGAGGGAUGGAGGCGCAGUUUCACAAUCGAAAGCCUCCAACCUCAGACGAAUUACGCGCUAAAGGUUCUGGCCGAAACGAAAGUCGGGGCCGGUGAAGUGAGAGUGGUGAGAAUCCGGUCAAGUAUGCCGCCAACACUUCCUUGUCCGCCUAGCAACCUAGUGAUCACCAGUGUGGAAGCGAAAAAGGCGGUGGUACAAUUUGAUCCCGGUUGCGAUGGAAAUACUUCCAUUCUGCAGAUUAACGUCGAUAUCCAGACUAGAGAUAUGAAAGCUGACGAAUGGAAGCGGUUGCUGGAGGUGACAGAGAACACGUCGAAUCCGAUGGUGCAGUUGGAAAAACUGGGGCCAAGUGUUGAAUACCGAAUAAGAUUGAGUGUGGACAAUGUGGUCGGACAAAGUGCACCGAGCCGACCUUCUGAUUGGUUUCAGACGUUAGCCGACAGUCCGUCGAACCCGCCCGGCAAUUUGACAUUAAGAGCCAUUAAUGCCACCGCCAUCCGCGCUCGUUGGACGCCGCUUGUUACGGACCAAUGGAAUGGGAAAACCGGAAGUUAUUUGCUUGUCUUCCGAUCGCUAAAUGAUACGCCGGUGACACAAUCCAUGCGGAAUGUCGUGGUGAAUGACAGCAGUGUGGGCAGUUUGGUGCUGGCCAAUCUGGAGGAAUUCACGCAGUAUGAAGUCAGGAUUGCCGCUGUUAAUGCCAUCGGAUCAAGUGAUCAGAGCACUCCCGUUCUGGAAAGCACUCGAGAAUCGGUGCCAAGUCAAAGUCCCAGCAACAUCUUAGUACACGCCAUCGGAUCUAGCAAAAUCGUAGUCCAGUGGGGAAAUAUUUCCGCUGUUCACCAUAAUGGUAUAUUGUUGGGCUACAAUAUCUAUUACGCCUCUGGUCCUGAUCAGCGCGUUCUCAAUAUCGGUGACCCAAACAUUCACCAUGCGACGCUGUACGACUUGGACAAGUACACCGAGUACAGCAUCCAGGUCGCCGGGGUGACGCGAAUGGGUGCCGGCAGCCGGUCUGUACCAAUUAUCGAAAAGACAUUGGAAGAUUAUCCCGAUCAACCCUAUAAAGUGACCUUCCCGGAUGUGAGCGAAACCCAGGUGCGCAUGGCAUGGGAGCCGCCUUUGCAUUCCAACGGACGCAUCCUGGGAUAUCGAGUUUCAUACCGACAAGAAGAAUUAGCUGUCGACAGUGCACCUCUGUUCUUGUCUCCGGAAUUAAAUUCUUUCACGGUACAUAAUCUGCUGCCAAGGAGUUCUUACUUGUUCACAUUAGCGGCUAAUACAUCGGUGGGAUGGGGGCCAGCCAUUGAAUUGCUGGUGAAAACCCAACUACAGCGAGAAUUUCCUGAAAGACCGGGUAAACCAACGGUCAGUGUGUCCAUGGUCCAAUCCAAAGCCCUUUCCAUUAGUUGGCUACCGGGACGGCAGGAUGAUGCCGCUCCGGUUAGGUAUUAUCGGAUCCAAUUUGCACAGGCGGGAAGUGAUGUGUGGAAUUCAGUGAAUGAGCGCGUCGAGGGAAGAAUAACUUCUUUUAGCGUUCGUGGGUUGCUGCCAAACACGGGCUACAGAUUCUGCGUACAGGCAAUCAACGACCUAGGCGUUAGCGAAUGGAGCGAUCAGUCUGACGUUGCGAAGACCGCUGAAGACGUCCCUGAAUCUGCACCAACGGGAGUUACCGCUACGCCGUAUACAACGUCUUCCCUUACCAUAUCGUGGAAAGCACCGAUCUCAGGGCUUAACGGUGACCUUCUUGGUUAUGUCCUGCAGUUCCACCGGCUUCAGCCGGGCGUAUUUGGUGGAUCUAUACCUUUCGAAGAAGUUAUUGUUAAGCAAAAUGCCACAACAUACAACCUUACCGAUUUGGCCAGAGAUUCUACUUACGAAGUUCGGAUAGCGGCAGCUACGCGGCCCGGCCGAGGACCGUUCACUCCCAUUGUGGCUGCAUUUGUCGGAGAAGCAGUACCAUUGAUUCGACCCACGGAUGUCAUAGUUGGAGUGUCCAGUCCAUCAGCGGUGUCGGUCUCAUGGCAUGCUCCAGUUGGUGUACUGGAUCAAUCUGUUACGGGAUACAAAGUGUUUUAUAUGGAUACUGUCACCAGCGAGGAGCACACCGAUUUUGUUCCCCCAUCAUCGAAUCGUCAUCAAAUCCGUUCUCUCCGUCCCUUCCGGACGUACACGAUCUCCAUUGCGAUCUUUAAUUCUGCCGGGGAUGGUCCACGCGCUGGUGGAGUGAACGCCACCACCCUGGAGUCGACGCCGGAUCCGCCGCAGAAGGUCUGGUUGGCCGGUAUUCAGCUGACACAGUUAACGGUGAUGUGGGAGCAGCCGCAACGAACGAACGGCAUUAUUCGAGGAUAUGAAGUACUCUGCCGCCCUCUGGCCGUGGAGAAGGCGGCAAGGAAUUUCACGACGGCUGCCACUGAUAGAUCUCUUACGAUCACGGAUCUCGAAGAGGGCUUAGCUUACAUUAUUAGUGUCCGAGCGGAAACCGGACGAGGUUUUGGUAACUGGAGCAGUGCCAAUGUGACAGUGGGGCCGCAGACCGGUUCACCGGCAAAACCGACAGAUUUGGCAGUGCAGAUGUCGGAAAGCUCAGUAAAUAUGCGUUGGGUAAAUAGCGACAAAGGCCAGGCACCGAUUUUGGGUUAUCUGAUUCAAGGACGGAAAGAAAGCGGCAGCUGGGAUACUCUGGAAACAUUGAACGAUGGUUUGGCUGAUUUUCAUCAAUUGAGUUAUUUAAAGUUAUUACCGGGAACGCGCUAUCGAUUCCGCGUGGCAUCCUACAAUAAUCUAGGAAUCAGCUACGCCAGUGAACCGUCUGUCGUAAUUCAAACCCCGAAUCACGUUGUCGAAAUUGCUCGGAAUCGGCCGUUUUAUAUGGAAGUGUGGUUUCUUAUUUUGGUAGCAGCUGUCGGAAGCGUCUUUGUGAUACUUUUAAUCGCGUGUUUAUGCAUCAAAAGUAAAACGGCAAAGUACAGACAGGAAGUGGAAAAAGUAACCUCCACUGCCGACAUGCUGCAGUUUCCCGAGGAUGACGAAUUCGCUGCUCCAACCGCUUUCGAACUGCGGCAGUCGAUGCGCCGAUCCGCUAGAAAACUUCCUCCAAACAACAACAUUUACUCCACCUCCACCACAAAUUCCCUGAAGCGGAAGACGACAUCCGCCAGCACAGCGCGUCCCCCGCCGUUUAUUAUUGCCGCCCCUCCCACCGGUAUCGUUCCUAGCAUCGCCUACUCGGACAUCGGUGACACUAGCGACAUUUACCCUCCCCAUAUCAAUCGGGGCUAUGUCAACGAAGGAUCAGCAUCCGCGUCGCGCGCUAGUUCCUCGCUGACGGAAAAGCCAUCUGAAAUGCAUGAAAGCAGCACGGAUGAAGUGGACGAUGGGAGCGCCGAAGGGGAGAACCGGUUGGAGGGCGAUCCGGAUGAGCAGAGCAGUUCCUUUGUUAAUCAUUAUGCGAAUUUGACUAGCACGUUGCGACGGCCGUGGCUGGCGGAGGGAGCGGGAACCAGUGAGCGAAGGCUGCCUCCGAGGAUGAUGGAAGAGCCACCACGUCCACCGUAUCGACGGAGUACGGCCACCAGUAUAUCUGCCAGUAUUGCCGACAGUGAUUCGACCAGUGCAAGUUUGAAUGGGCAUCUGCUGCUCAACAUCACCAAUAAACCCGGGAGUCGCAACCCGUUGCCGGGGUUUUCUUCCUUUGUCUAAGCGCCCACGCGGUUGGCGGGCUUUUUUGUUCUCGUUUUCACCAAAGUUUCGGAUAGAUUUUUUUGAUUAGUCCAAGCUGAUUUCAACCAGUUGCUCUUUCAGCAGUAUUGCGUAGUUUUUAUGUCUUCGCUUUCGUACAGGACCACGUUUUAUGGUCGUAUUUUUUGUUGCCGUACAACGAUUUUAGCAUUGUUCUUUGUAUGAGUGUUACGUUUCAUUGUCGAUUUCUGCAGCUCGAAUAAGCUGUACAGUACUUGAUAAGCCUAUAUUGUUCGUGCUGUAUAGAGAGAUAAAAGGUUUUUGUUAUUG
Molecule: messenger RNA, 8013 nt
Organism: Paramacrobiotus metropolitanus
Lineage: Eukaryota; Metazoa; Tardigrada; Eutardigrada; Parachela; Macrobiotidae
Product: protein sidekick-like
Exons: 24
Coding region: 1006-7704 (2232 amino acids)
Molecular function (GO): protein binding
Source: RefSeq, a predicted model, not a curated record